Molecule: messenger RNA, 510 nt
Organism: Budorcas taxicolor (takin)
Lineage: Eukaryota; Metazoa; Chordata; Mammalia; Artiodactyla; Bovidae
Gene: SRARP
Product: steroid receptor associated and regulated protein
Exons: 2
Coding region: 1-510 (169 amino acids)
Biological process (GO): positive regulation of intracellular estrogen receptor signaling pathway
Cellular component (GO): nucleus; cytoplasm
Molecular function (GO): nuclear estrogen receptor binding
Source: RefSeq, a predicted model, not a curated record
AUGGCAGCAGUCACGGCCCCCUCAGAAGACACCAGAGACCCGAGUGCCCGCCCUGGGGGCCUUGAGGCGAGCCUGGAGACCAGCUCAGGUGGAAGGCCAGCGCGCCGGCAGAAGGCCGUCCCCGGAGCCCACCUGACCUUCGUCAUCGACUGUGCGCGAGGGAAGCAGAUCUCCCUGGCAGCGGCCCCAGGGCCACCCCGCACCCCUGGUCCCAACCCGGGACCUGCCGUCCCUCCGAUGAAGACCUACAUCUUGUUAUGCGGGGGAAAGCAGGCCCCCAACCUGCCUCCGGAGGCUCCGCUAGGUGCGGGGGGCCUUGCCCAGGCCAGGGAGCCUUGCGGAGGGACUGCGCCCCCAGCUCCACCCCCGGCCAGCCCCGGAGGCCUUGCGGAGGCUCCUGAGGCCAAGGGGAGCCCCGUGAAGGCCGUGUCCUCGAGGUCCUCCGCGUGGGGAACGGUCAUCGGCUCCCUCAAGGCCCUCUCCUCCUGCGUCUGCGCACAAGCGGAUUAA